GAUGACGCCUUGCUGAGCCGAAUCAUGGUUCAGGGUCCGGAUCCCUCCAUGCUAGGGCAUGGACCGGUGUCCUUCCUGGAUGGCCUUAGGUUCAGACUGAAACUCGACUUCCCCAUGAGCGAAGUCUUCACGGACCGUGCCCUGCUGCAGUAUACAAGGUUGUUCCGGAUCAUUGCGCUUGCCCACCAUGCGCUGGAGCGCCUGAAGGAUGCAUGGUCUGCUUUGGCUGGCUUGAGAGACUCAGGCGCAAGAGGAUCUCUUCCCCCGCCGACGGCCCUGAUCGCCUUUCGUCAUGAACUCCACUACUUUACAGCCACGAUUCACCGGUACCUUGUCGUGGAUGUUGUGGCCACAGAAUUUAAGCACUUGGAAAACAAGGUCUUCGAGGCGUCGUCUCUGGAGGAGCUCCUUGAUGCCCACAACAGCUGCCUUCGGCGCUGCGUGGCUCGAAGCUUUCUAGAGGCGGGCUCCCAGGACGCCCUGACAGCCGUAGUGGGCAUCUUGGACCAGGCUCUGGAGCUGGCACACUUGCUGGAGGAGAUUGAUCUCCAGUCGUCGCUACCGGCUUGGGCCAUCGCACGCUUGCGGAGGAUCGAGACGACUUUCUCCGAUCUGAGGAGAAGCUUCAAGCUUUGCUACGUGGAGGGAGGCCUUGCUGAAGCGCAGACGCUCGUAGAGGAGGUGCUGCCAACAGCCUACGAUCUGGGCUGA
This is a messenger RNA of Symbiodinium pilosum, 711 nucleotides long. The record is from the annotation of a GenBank genome assembly. Lineage: Eukaryota; Dinophyceae; Suessiales; Symbiodiniaceae.